AUGGCCCUGAGGCUACAGGCCAGCCCUGUGCCUCAGCAGGAAGGAGUGUCUCCACCUCCCCCCAAACCUACCUCUUGGCCUCUCAGAGAAGUGGCGAUGGAAGCCACAAGGAGCCGGGCCCAGACAGCUUUGAACCUGGCGGAACAGAUCCUGGCAGAGUUCCAGCUGCAGGAGGAGGACUUGAAGAAGGUGAUGAGGCGGAUGCAGAAGGAGAUGGACCGAGGCCUGAGGCUGGAGACCCAUGAGGAGGCCAGUGUGAAGAUGCUGCCCACCUACGUGCGCUCCACUCCAGAGGGCUCAGAAGUUGGGGACUUCCUCUCCCUGGACCUGGGCGGCACCAACUUCCGGGUGAUGCUGGUGAAGGUGGGAGAAGGCGAGGCAGGACAGUGGAGUGUGAAGACCAAGCACCAGAUGUACUCCAUCCCCGAGGAUGCCAUGACGGGUACUGCUGAGAUGCUCUUUGACUACAUCUCUGAGUGCAUCUCUGACUUUCUGGAUAAGCAUCAGAUGAAGCAUAAGAAGCUGCCCUUGGGCUUCACCUUCUCCUUUCCCGUGAGGCAUGAAGACAUUGACAAGGGCAUCCUUCUCAACUGGACCAAGGGCUUCAAGGCCUCGGGAGCAGAAGGCAAUAACAUUGUGGGGCUCCUGCGAGAUGCCAUCAAACGGAGAGGUGACUUUGAGAUGGACGUGGUGGCGAUGGUGAAUGACACUGUGGCCACAAUGAUCUCCUGCUACUAUGAAGACCGCCGGUGUGAGGUUGGCAUGAUUGUGGGCACGGGCUGCAACGCUUGCUACAUGGAGGAGAUGCAGAACGUGGAGCUGGUGGAAGGGGACGAGGGCCGCAUGUGUGUCAACACCGAGUGGGGCGCCUUCGGGGACUCAGGCGAGCUGGACGAGUUCCUGCUGGAGUACGACCGCGUGGUGGACGAGAACUCCCUGAACCCUGGGCAGCAGCUGUACGAGAAGCUCAUUGGUGGCAAGUACAUGGGCGAGCUGGUGCGGCUUGUGCUGCUGAAGCUUGUGGACGAGAAUCUGCUCUUCCACGGAGAGGCCUCGGAGCAGCUGCGCACGCGCGGCGCCUUCGAGACACGCUUCGUGUCUCAGGUGGAGAGCGAUUCCGGUGACCGCAAGCAGAUCUACAAUAUCCUGAGCACGCUAGGGCUGCGACCCUCGGCCACUGACUGUGACAUCGUGCGCCGCGCCUGCGAGAGCGUGUCCACGCGCGCCGCGCACAUGUGCGCCGCGGGACUGGCGGGCGUCAUCAACCGGAUGCGCGAGAGCCGCAGCGAGGACGUGAUGCGCAUCACCGUGGGCGUGGACGGCUCCGUGUACAAGCUGCACCCCAGCUUCAAGGAGCGGUUCCACGCCAUCGUGCGCAGGCUGACGCCCAGCUGUGAAAUCACCUUCAUUGAGUCGGAGGAGGGCAGCGGCCGGGGCGCGGCCUUAAUCUCCGCGGUGGCCUGUAAGAAGGCCUGCAUGCUGGGCCAGUAA
Messenger RNA from Budorcas taxicolor (takin), 1491 nucleotides. It is a transcript of the gene GCK, whose product is annotated as glucokinase. The transcript is spliced from 11 exons. The record is from RefSeq and is a predicted model, not a curated record. Gene Ontology annotation, cellular component: cytosol; mitochondrion. Bases 1 to 1491 code for a protein of 496 amino acids. Gene Ontology annotation, biological process: intracellular glucose homeostasis; regulation of insulin secretion; glucose 6-phosphate metabolic process. Gene Ontology annotation, molecular function: mannokinase activity; ATP binding; glucokinase activity. NCBI's taxonomy places the organism in Eukaryota, Metazoa, Chordata, Mammalia, Artiodactyla, Bovidae.